CGCAAUGGAAAUACUAUUAGGAAUCGAGCAUCUUCACCAGAAAAAUAUUAUAUAUCGAGACUUAAAAGCACAGAAUGUUCUUCUUGACUCAGCUGGUCACUGUCGAAUCAGCGAUCUUGGCUUGGCGUGUUACUUGGAGCCUGGCACGUUCAAGGAAAGUACGACGGGAACGAUUGGUUAUAUGGCGCCUGAAGUUCUUAAGAAGGAAAAGUACGGACUUUGGGUGGAUUGGUGGAGUUUUGGUUGUUUGCUUUUUGAGAUGCUGAAAGGACGACCUCCUUUCUCGGAAAACCAUAAGUUAUCUCGCAGAGAAUUGAAAGAUAAUACACUUUUUAAGGAGGUGGUCAUUCCAGAAUAUAUCUCUGAAGUUGCCGCUUGUCUAAUUAAAAAGUUGCUCGUGAAGAAAAAAGAAGAGCGGCUUGGGUUUCUGGACGCUCUUCUUAUUAAAGAGGAGUUGUUUUUUAAGUCCUAUUCUUGGUCAGCUCUCCAAUUAAAACGUGUUGAUCCGCCAUUUUUUCCUGAAGAAAACCGUAUUUUAUCGUCAGGAGUCUCAACUUCUUCAGAUGCGAAAAGUUGCGGAGUAUAUUAAUAUUGAGCUUUCACUGCGCGACCAAGAAAAGUAUACGAACUUUAACUGUAUUAUUAGUCGUGAAUGGCAGAAAGAAGUCAUCAAUAGUGGAGUUUUUAAGGAGAUAAACGAUACAGCUUUGGAUAUACCAAGUUCUCUACGAAACAGGAUAAACAAACUUUUUGAAAAAGUGCAAAAACUUGCUUCCAAGCUCAAACUCCGAGAAUAUAAAAUCCAAACAGUCAGCGAGCCACGGGUGGAACAGGAAAAAAAAACGGAUCCGCUCCUUUAUAACUGCCAAAAGUUUAGAAAAAUUAAAUUUGGAAGAAAAAAAUUUACACCCAUCCAUGCAGCUUUGGCUUAUGCUGUUCAUUUAGCCAUUGCUGUUCCGUUUCUUUUUGGAGCCGACGAUUCUCUUCCGCACACAUCUUUAAUUAAAGCAACUGCAAUCAUUAAUGAAAUUGGAAAAAAAAUGCUACUACACCAGAUGCAAACAGCAAUGAAAGAAUUUCAAGAAGAGGAAGUAAUAAAUUAUAAGGAUAAGGACAAAUACUUCAGUAGCGAUAAAGAAGUGUGCG
Messenger RNA from Zophobas morio, 1146 nucleotides. Its product is annotated as G protein-coupled receptor kinase 5-like. The transcript is spliced from 14 exons. The coding region runs from base 5 to 589 and encodes 194 amino acids. NCBI's taxonomy places the organism in Eukaryota, Metazoa, Arthropoda, Insecta, Coleoptera, Tenebrionidae. Gene Ontology annotation, molecular function: protein serine/threonine kinase activity; ATP binding. Gene Ontology annotation, biological process: protein phosphorylation. The record is from RefSeq and is a predicted model, not a curated record.